This is a messenger RNA of Callorhinchus milii (elephant shark), 2057 nucleotides long. RefSeq names its product F-box only protein 6. Gene Ontology annotation, biological process: SCF-dependent proteasomal ubiquitin-dependent protein catabolic process; glycoprotein catabolic process. Lineage: Eukaryota; Metazoa; Chordata; Chondrichthyes; Chimaeriformes; Callorhinchidae. The transcript has 7 exons. The coding region runs from base 209 to 961 and encodes 250 amino acids. The record is from RefSeq and is a predicted model, not a curated record. Gene Ontology annotation, cellular component: SCF ubiquitin ligase complex; cytoplasm. Gene Ontology annotation, molecular function: protein binding; ubiquitin protein ligase activity.
GCUGUGCCGUGGAGUGCGGAGCGGCUUCCGGGCUUUGGCGCUGCCCUGGCCGUGUCUGUGAUCAGGAGUGGCACUUUUGAACAAUCGUGGCUUCUGCAUUUGGAAACCCUCAGAAUUUUGUUUGGUCAAACUCAAUAGCAAAGUUUACAUCACAAACUGAGGGUGGACGCCUGGGCCAGGCGGAGGGGCCGUGGACACGCUUUGAAGAAUGUUGACCAUCGCGCAUUUGCACGUGGAUCUCCUGACGGAAAUCCUGUCCUACGUCCCCGGCAGGGAGCUGGUGGUGAAGUGUCGCCUGGUUUGCCAGCAGUGGAGGGAGCUGGUGGAUGGAAUCCACGUUUGGAAACUCAAGUGCGUUCGGGAAGGAUACUUUAAAGAAUGUUGGGAGACCUACCCAGCAGACUGGAGUAAAUAUUACAUCCUUCGGCCCUUGUGUAGAAACUUACUCAAAAACCCGUGUGCAGAAGAAGGUUUUGCCGACUGGACCCUGGAGGCUAAUGGUGGAGAUGAGUGGGCAGUGGAGGAAAUGUCAGGGGAGCAUACAAAAUAUUUUCCGGAGAAAAAUGUGAAGAAGUAUUUUGUAACGUCUUACGAACGGUGUACGAAAUCUCAGAAAAUCGAUCUCCUGAAGAACGGGCUUUGGGAAAAUCUACUGGAUAUCGUCCAACCUAAAAUAGUAGUGAGUGACUGGUACGCAGCGAGGAGAGAUUGUGGCUGCACCUACCAGUUGAAAGUCCAGCUGCUGUGCAGGAAACACAAGGUGAUCGUGGAGCAUGGGUCGGAAUGUUUGACCAUCCCCCAGUGGAACGAGGCCAUAUGGAACCAGAUCACCCACGUUUUCACCAAUUAUGGGCCCGGUGUCCGAUAUGUUAAGUUUAUUCACGAAGGACAGGACACCCAGUUCUGGGCCGGUUGGUAUGGGAUCAGAGUCACAAACAGCAGCGUGACCGUGGAACCUUGAGCAACCAUUGUACCAAAGGCUUAACCCCCCCCCCACCCCAUCCCCCCUCUCCAAACGGGCAGCAAUCCCACUCGGCUCUGGUUUUACGUUGCAUUUUGGAGCAUCCAGAGUUCGGAAGUUGUUCAAUUCAGUGUUUACUGUGAAGCCGUUUUCUCCCGACACUGUUACACACGAGCAAAAACGGCUUCAACUUUAAAGUCGCGUUUAAGGAAUUCCAAAACGCCGACUCAGGUGGCGGACAGGAAAAGAGAAAGGAGAUUCUCUUCUGCACCGUGUCCUAGCCAAGAAUCCCCCAGAUAAAAUCGACCAUUCACUUCCCGGCUGUUUGUGGGACGUCGCUGUGCUUGCGUAAACCGGCUGCUGCGUUGGCCUACGAAAUAGAAAAUAGGAAAAAAGGCACUUUACACAAAAAAUUCCUGUUAAGCCCUUUGAGAAAUUUGGUCACUGAAUCCACAAUUGUUUGUGGGACACUGCCGUGAGUAAUUGGUUGUCACGUAAUCGCCCACAAAACAUAUUGUAAAGUCAAUCCACUUUCCAAUAUAUUCUGUGAAGCGCUUUGAGACGUCUCGAUGACGUGAUAAAACACUAAAUCAAAUGCAAGAAUUACUAUUAUCAUUGAGAUAUCUUGAGACUGGGAUAAGGGAAUGCAAGGAUUCUGGAUGCUCUCAAACCCUAAGAAAAUAAAGCGAAUCUAAAGCCAGUGGGGGAUUGGCGGGAUUUCUCCCCAAAUAUAUCUGUUUUGCCCCAAGAGUUACGCAGGCUUGAGAUGUUUCUUAACAGAUGUGCUAACCAUCGAAACGGUUACAAAACAUGGCACUGUCAGCCCGUGACUCUUCCAUGAGGGGCAGUACAAGAAGACUUGGGAGGCAUUUGGACUCAAUAGCACAUCUGUUAAGAAAUAUUGCAUUUUGUUCUUUCUUUGCACGUCACCUUGCUCAGCUAUGCCAAUUGGGAGCACCCAUGAGCUCACAAAUUGCAGUAACAAGCUUCCUUCUUCAGCUCUGACCAGAAAUAUGUGGAAUGAUGCUUCUUGAGCAAGUUCAUCAGCCUUUACAUUGUGUUUAUAUUAUUAAAGACUUGACUUUUUCAACAAUAA